CCCCAGAAAUUCUUAGGUGUUGUCAUCGUGUUCCUUAGUUUGGUGUGUUUUACACUGGGCGUACGGGCAGAAUUUAAGACGUUCACAAUGCGACUUUAACGGCAGAUUUGUUUUCUUUUUCUAUAGAUGGUUAGGGUCGGUUCACGUUUUUCUCUUAUAGUACACAGGAAAAAAAAGACAUUUAAGUAUCUACGGAAACCAACAAUCGUAUACUUCAUACGAAGGCUAGCUUAUAAGCUACUAGCUAACGCCUGACGCUAGCUAGCUAUGGAGGAGAAGAAGGAGGAGGGAGAAGCGGAGAUCCAAGAACACGGCCCGGAGCACUGGUUCUCCAAAUGGGAACGACAGUGUCUAGCGGAGGCCGAGCGGAGGGAUGAUCCAAACGAGGAGGAGACGGAACAAGGCCAACAGAAACUGUGGCACCUCUUCCAGAACUCGGCUACCGCGGUAGCACAGCUCUACAAAGAUAGAGUAUGCCAGCAGCAAGGCCUCUCCCUCUGGGUGCCCUUCCAGAAUGCAGCCACAGCUGUCACUAACCUGUAUAAAGAGAGUAUGGAGGCCCGCCAACGGAGCUAUGACCUGGGCAUCCACUUGGGCCACCAGCGCAGGAAUAAGGAUGUGAUUGCAUGGGUUAAGAAACGCAGAAGAACUAUCAGACGUGAAGACCUCAUCAGCUUCCUGUGUGGCAAAGUUCCACCUCCACGGACAGCUCGCGCCCCGCCGAGAGUUGCGAUGGUGUCUUCAAGCAGACCGUCGCCCCCAGAGACGGGCAGUUCUGUGGAGACAGACCUGCAGCCUUUCAGAGAGGCCAUAGCAUUGCAUGGCCUUAGUGGUGCCAUGGCAAGCAUUUCUGUGCGUUCCGGUCCUCCUGGAUCUCCAACUCACCCUGCCCAGUCACUCAGUCGUCGUAGGAAUGGUCUUCACGACGUGGACCUUAACACCUUCAUCGCUGAGGAGAUGGCGCUCCAUUUGGAUUCCACAGCCAAUCGCAAACGAGGCCCUGCCCCCUGUAGUGAUGUCAUCACAGACUCACCUACUCAUAAACGUAACAGGAUGCUCUGAACUUUUCCUACACCACUAAUCCCUCCUCUGUCCUCUCCUUGGUGGCCGAUUGGACAGCUGAUGAGGACUGAUGCCUUGGCCAACCUUUGAAAUCUUCCUCCUUUUCAUCUAAGUUGCAAUGCUACAAAUAAAGAACCUUACCUAUUACCAAUCCUCACAUUUUUUCCCUUUUCUUUCACCCCUCGUGUCACAUCCUCUCCAUAGAAGUUUUCUGUUUUCUUUACGGUUUGAUUGGUUGCCCACAGUAGAUCUGAUAGAGAAGUGAGCACACAUCACACUUGAAAUCCUUAAAUUGCAGAAUGUUGCAUUUAGAAAUUGUUUAUUUGGCUGGGCUCCUUUGUUCUUCGUAUCCUAUAAUCAGAUGGACCGGGUUAUUGCCUGCUGUUUGUAGUUCUAUUCCCCUCGUUCUUCAAGCAUACUUCCUCCUCCUCUGUGGAGUGCUGGCCAAACUUGACUGGACUUAAUCCCGGGCUCCUCGGGGGGCUGAACCACCUCCUUGCUGUGGGGUUUCAAAAUGCUUGUCAGCGUGUGUAUCUCAUUCUGCUGCUGCUUUGUGUGUUUGCAUAUCUGACAGCCGAACUGCCACUUACUGUGUUGUACUUGUCUUUGCCUUUGAGAAAGCUGCUACAGUAUCUCUGGUUGUUGUGCAACAGUGUGUGUGAGAGAGAGUGAGAGACUGUUUGUAUGUGUGCUUGUGGAUGCAGGGCUCUGGCAAAUCCUGCACCCACUCGACCGAAAUAUCCUGUUUUGCGUAAAUUCACCCCUUUUCCCUUUUUAGUUGCUCUUUGCAGCCCCUACCAGGGUUUUAUCACAAAGCAGGUUAGUCCUAUUUACACAGAUGAUUGUGACUCCUUACUGUCAAGAGUUAGCUCACAUUUGGAGUGUAUUUUUAACAAAGGUUUGCUCAAGUACCCAUGUCCUGCGUUCUUAUUUUCAAGUUUUCAAUCACACUGUUGCUAAAAGGUAUUGUCAUGUUUACAAAUAUAUGCUGUUUCCAUUUUAGCAUCAAAAUACAAAUCACUUCAAGCAUUUUAAAUUAAGAGCCUUUAGAGUGAUUCAAAGCUUGUAGUUUACCUUUUUUAUGUUAACAUUUGGCCCUUUGAUAGGAACAUAAACUUGUGCUUUGUCAUUUUGUCUCUUGUAUUCAAGAGAGUCCACACUCGUGAUUUCAGCUUUAAACUUAUAAAUGGACAGGGGGCAGAGACCUGUGAACUAGUUUGGGUCGAUGGCUGUGAUAUUUUAAUUUAGCUUAUUCACGGGCUAUUGGGUGUGAUGGUUCAGCAAAAGCUUGGGAUACUUGGUUAGCUUACUCCACAAACUGCUUUGUGAUACAAUCUUGUGUACUGUGUGUAAAUAACAUGUAGGUGCUGUUAUAUGUGGUACAUAUUGUAAAAAGAAGUGCAAAUCCAUUGGGUUGUCCAUGUACAAUAACAAUUCUGACAUUAAAGAAAAUACAAGCA
This is a messenger RNA of Gymnodraco acuticeps, 2522 nucleotides long. RefSeq names its product UPF0472 protein C16orf72 homolog (gene hapstr1b). The coding region runs from base 268 to 1062 and encodes 264 amino acids. The transcript has 4 exons. The record is from RefSeq and is a predicted model, not a curated record. NCBI's taxonomy places the organism in Eukaryota, Metazoa, Chordata, Actinopteri, Perciformes, Bathydraconidae.